AAUUAAGUAAUCUUACUAACUUAAUCGGCACCAAAUAUGCCUUCUUAUAAAUUAACGUAUUUUAAUGGAAAGGGACGAGCGGAAGUUUCUCGACUUUUAUUAGCUGCUGCUGGAAAGGCCUUUGAAGACGUAAGAGUUGAUUUCGCACAAUGGGGUGAUCUCAAGAAAGAUAUGCCACAGGGAACACUGCCGGUGUUGGAAGUGGAUGGAAAGAUGAAGAUCUCUCAGAGCGGUUCGAUAGCGCGGUACCUCGCAAGAGAGUUCGACUUAUAUGGCAAGGGUAACACUGAUAUGACCUUGGUGGACCAGAUUAUGGACACCUGUAUUGAUCUCUUCAGCGGGGUGUUAAAGUUUGCCUUUCUCAAGGACGAAGCUGAAAAGGCCCAGAAACGGGAAGAGUACUUGGCAGGUGACGCUAAAAAAUAUCUGGGACUUUUGGAAAAACUUGUCCAAGAGGGCGGUAAGAGUGGCUUUGCGGUUGGAUCGUCCUUGACGGUGGCCGACCUUAUGCUUUACGCCUUCAUUGAAAAUUCUCAAAUUGUGGAACUUUUGAAAGAUUACAAACUGUUGGACGCCAACAGAAAGAAAGUCGAGCAGCUACCAAAGAUAAAGGAAUACUUGGCGAAGAGGCCCGUCACUGAAUUUUAAGAUAAUUGUUUAAUUAUCUAACCUACUUCCCAUGUCGUGUCAUUUCAUUUUGAAAUGGAACAUGUGUGCAUUUAUUAUAAAAUCGUUGUGGUAUUUACAUUAUGUU
Messenger RNA from Mya arenaria, 754 nucleotides. Its product is annotated as S-crystallin 4-like. Gene Ontology annotation, molecular function: glutathione transferase activity. NCBI's taxonomy places the organism in Eukaryota, Metazoa, Mollusca, Bivalvia, Myida, Myidae. Gene Ontology annotation, biological process: glutathione metabolic process. The record is from RefSeq and is a predicted model, not a curated record. The transcript is spliced from 5 exons. The coding region runs from base 37 to 648 and encodes 203 amino acids.